This is a messenger RNA of Propithecus coquereli (Coquerel's sifaka), 3923 nucleotides long. It is a transcript of the gene LRRC47, whose product is annotated as leucine rich repeat containing 47. Gene Ontology annotation, biological process: phenylalanyl-tRNA aminoacylation. The record is from RefSeq and is a predicted model, not a curated record. The transcript is spliced from 7 exons. Gene Ontology annotation, molecular function: phenylalanine-tRNA ligase activity; RNA binding; protein binding. Lineage: Eukaryota; Metazoa; Chordata; Mammalia; Primates; Indriidae. The coding region runs from base 35 to 1786 and encodes 583 amino acids.
CCAGGGGAGGGUGGCUGCGGGCGGUGGCAGCGCCAUGGCGGCGGCGGCGGCUGUGUCGGAGGCCUGGCCGGAGCUGGAGCUGGCGGAGCGGGAGCGGCGGCGGGAGCUGCUGCUGACGGGGCCCGGACUUGAGGAGCGGGUGCGGGCGGCCGGUGGGCGGCUGCCGCCGCGGCUCUUCACCCUGCCGCUGCUGCACUACCUGGAGGUGAGCGGCUGCGGGAGCCUGCGCGCGCCGGGGCCGGGCCUGGCGCAGGGCCUGCCACAGCUGCACAGCCUCGUGCUCCGGUGCAACGCGCUGGGCCCCGGCCUGAGCCCCGAGCUCGGGCCGCUGCCCGCCCUGCGGGUGCUCGACCUGUCGGGCAACGCGCUGGAGGCGCUGCCGCCGGGCCAGGGCCUGGGCCCCGCCGAGCCGCCGGGCCUCCCGCAGCUGCAGAGCCUCAACCUCAGCGGCAACCGGCUGCGCGAGCUGCCCGCCGACCUGGCGCGCUGCGCCCCGCGCCUGCAGAGCCUCAACCUCACCGGCAAUUGCCUGGACUCCUUCCCCGCCGCGUUCUUCAGCCCCGGCGCGCUGCCCCUGCUCAGCGAACUGGCGGCUGCUGACAACUGCCUCCGAGAGCUCAGCCCCGACAUCGCCCACCUGGCCUCGCUCAAGACAUUGGACCUCUCCAAUAACCAGUUAAGCGAAAUCCCGGCCGAGCUUGCCGACUGCCCCAAGCUCAAGGAGAUCAACUUCCGGGGGAACAAGCUACGAGACAAGCGGCUGGAGAAGAUGCUCAGCGGCUGCCAGACCCGGUCCAUCCUGGAGUACUUGCGCGCCGGGGGCCGCGGCUGCGGAAAGGGCCGGGGCCGGGACGGCGCGGAGAAGGACGAGAGCCGCAGGAAGAGGCGAGAGAGGAAGCCCAAGCGGGAUGGCGGCGAGGGGGCCGAGCAGGAGGCGGGAGAUGUGGGCCGGCUGCUGCUCAGGGUCCUGCACGUCUCUGAAAACCCCGCGCCCCUGACGGUCAGGGUGAGCCCCGAGGUCAGGGAUGUGCGGCCCUACAUCGUGGGGGCCGUCGUGCGGGGCAUGGACCUGCAGCCCGGAAACGCGCUCAAGCGGUUCCUCGCCGCACAGACCAAGCUCCACGAAGAUCUGUGUGAGAAGCGCACAGCAGCCACCAUGGCAACCCACGACCUCCACACGGUCAGAGGGCCCCUGCUGUACGGAGCCCGGCCCCCGCAGGACCUCAAGAUCGUCCCCUUGGGGCGGAGAGAAGCCAAGGCCAAGGAGCUGGUGCGGCAGCUGCAGCUGGAGGCCGAGGAGCAGCGGAAGCAGAGGCGGCGGCAGAGCGUCUCGGGCCUGCACAGGUAUCUUCACUUGCUGGAUGGAAAAGAAAAUUACCCUUGUCUGGUGGACGCGGACGGCGACGUGAUUUCUUUCCCACCAAUAACCAACAGCGAGAAGACAAAGAUUAAGAAAACAACUUCCGAUUUGUUUCUGGAAGUGACAAGCGCUACGAGUCUGCAGAUCUGUAAAGAUGUCAUGGACGCCCUCAUUCUGAAAAUGGCAGAAAUGAACAAAUUUACUUUAGAAAAUAAAGAGGAAGGAUCACUCUCAGAUACCGAAGCUGAUGCAGUUUCUGGACGACUUUCGGAUCCCAAAAUAAAUCCAGCUGCUGGGAAGGACGGGCAGUCGCUGCUGGUGGUGGAACAGGUCCGGGUGGUGGACCUGGAGGGGAGCCUGAGGGUGGUGUACCCGUCCAAGGCCGACCUGGCCACCGCCACCCCCCAUGUGACCGUCGUCCGCUGACGACCAGGUCCAAGACUCUGCUCAGCAGGUCCCUGUCUGUCGUGCCUGUUUCACAGAGGUUUCUACGUGGUGACAUCGUCAUCGUUUUCACCUCCGUGUUCUUUACGAUGUAUGUAGUCUUUGUUGUGUUUUUCCAGAUGAUUCUGUUGUAAGUGAUGCUAUGUUGUCAUUACGGUACCAGGCUGGUUUUACCGUUUCUUAUGAAAUUAUCCAAAUACCAGGAUUAACUGUUCAAAAUGUUGUUAAUCAUGUAGACACACAGCAAAUAACUCUACUUCAGGAAAAAAGACACUAGACAGUCACGCGCCGCAUAGCGAUGUUUCAGUCCGUGACGGACCGCUUACCUGACGGUGGCCCCAUAGGUGGCGACGGAGCGUGCUGUGUGUUCAAACCUGGCACGCAGCCCUCGAUGCUGGCUCUGCAGACCAAGCAAGGGACGUGGCUGAUAGUAAUGGUGCUGGGGCAUUUGGUUUUCCAUAUGAAAAAACAUGUAUACAUAAAAAUGUGCAUGCCGUCGGGUUUGUGUGAGUACACACUCUAGUGUCCACACAACGGUGAACAUUUCCGCAUUCAGCGACGCACGACUGUAAUUGGUUUGAAUAUCCGGUUACGAAUUGGGAAGCUGACUGCCGUGUACUUUCUUGAACUGCACAAUCAUUUUUCUAUGAUGUAGCAUCUUUUAAAUCAUAGUGUGCCAGUUUGGAGCUUGGAAAUGUGCAAGGACAUUGUGUUUUCCAGCUUGCAGUGAUCGUAAUCUUUCUACAAAAACAGGUUUUUUUAAUGUGACUUUGGAAUUGGCAGAAUUACUUUUCUUAGAAUUGCUGUUGGAAUGCUGUCGCGGGGGUAGAGACGUUUGGACCCCCCAGCUAGGCGGCCCCCCGGGUCUGAAGGCUGUAGCAGGACUUCGCCCAGGUGCUGCGGGGCUGCGCAGAGGCGGGGAGUGUCGGGAAGUUCAGUCCUUUGCACGGUAGCACCAGUGACAGACAGAACCCUGCCUCUGGGUGGACAUGCCGGUUCAACCGGCCAGCUCCGUUGGUUGGUAGGCCGUCAGCAGUUGUCAGCGAGCCGAGGGACAGUGGCAGUGACCCGAGGACAUGUAGGUUUUCAAGCCAAAAAUCAUAGUGUGCACAUGCCAAAGGAGUGGUUCUUCAGCAUUUUAUAUCCUAGACGUUUCCAGUUUUGCGUGUCUCCACUCGCAGACCACCUGUGUCUUUGCAUGUCGCGUGUCGCUGCCGGAGCACACGCACACACCCUCCCUGGAGGCAGAGUGCGCUUGGGUCCUGAGGACCCGGCCAGCCACAGAGGAGGUGGCUUUCACUGCCCCACUGCCUUACGAUCUGCUGCAGCGUGAGAAACUGCCUGUCCUGCUCUCGUUUGUUAAUGACACUAUUUGUGUUCCGUUCACUGGUCUUUGACCUAAAAGGAUAAUUUCUGUGUUCUGUAGAAAUGACCGAUGAUUUUUGGAGCAUUGGCAAGAGCUCAGACCAGACAGGCCUGGGGUCCCAGGCAGUGGGCAAACUGACAGCGCUCGGUGGUUUGUCCAGAGCCUGUAAGACACAGGCUGGGCUGCCUUGAGACCCAACCCCGUCGCCGGGCCACUGCCAGGCCUUCCGUCAGUCCGGCUGGAGGGGCUGCAGACGGAAGGUGGAGACGAGGACGAGCUCCGUGCCUGGCCAGGCUGCGGCAGGGGCACCAGACGCCAGCUUUGCUCUCUGUUGUUGCCCCCAAACCCACCCCAUGUCUGCAUGUGUUGGUGGCCCCAGCUUGUCAUUUCCUGACACUCUGUUGGGCAGUCAAGGCUAGAGGCUGAGGCAGCUUCCCCAGGCCAGGACUCCGCCUGAGCUCAGGGCCGGGGGCCACAGACAGUUGCUCCGGGGGUCACUCUGGGCUGCUCUGCGGAGGGUCACCCUUCUCUGCAUGGCCCAGCACAGCACGGGAGGGUGAGAGGCCUUCUUGGUGCCCCAGGACUAAAGGGCUCAGCGGCCUCAUUGCAACAGAUGUCACCUCACUGAUGUGGACAAAGCCACCAGCUCCUGCCACGCUCGUUCCUGAGGCAGCGGUUACGUGUUUGAUUUUGGAGAUGUGUUUAACUUACAACAGAACCUGCUUUGAGGUUCUUUUUCUUUGCCCAUCUGAC